AUGAUGGCCAGCGUCAGAGAAGGAGACAAAGAGAGAGAGCGCUUUCCAAACCCCAUCCCAGACCAGAAUCUAAUGCCUCGUACUUUAGACGGCCAGAUCACCAUGGAGAAAACACCCAGCUACUUCAUCACCCGUGAAGCGCCAUCCCGCGUCUUCUCCAUGAGCCGCAGCACCAAACUCAUGGUGGUGGUCCGUGACCCUGUGACCCGGGCCGUGUCGGAUUACGCUCAGACUCUGACUAAAAACCCCGGCCUGCCGUCUUUCCAGAAUUUGGUCUUCAAGAACUCCACCACAGGUCUGAUCGACACCUCCUGGAGCGCCGUGAGCAUCGGCAUCUACGCCAAACACCUGGAGAACUGGCUCAGGUAUUUCCCGCUCGCGCAGUUUCUUUUCGUGAGCGGAGAGAAGCUGGUGACAGACCCCACGGGAGAAAUGGGCCGGGUGCAGGAUUUUCUGGGACUCAAACGGGUGGUGACCAAUAAGCACUUCUACUUUAACCAGACUAAAGGCUUCCCCUGCCUCAAAAAGCCGGAAGGAAGCAGCAGACCACGAUGCCUGGGGAAAUCGAAAGGCCGACCGCAUCCACACACACCAGCAGAAGUGCUGCACAGACUCAGGGAUUUCUACAGGCCUUUCAACAUGAAGUUCUACCAGAUGACUGGUCAGGACUUUGGCUGGGACUAAACACUUG
Messenger RNA from Sinocyclocheilus grahami, 691 nucleotides. RefSeq names its product heparan sulfate glucosamine 3-O-sulfotransferase 3B1-like. The transcript has 2 exons. The record is from RefSeq and is a predicted model, not a curated record. The coding region runs from base 1 to 684 and encodes 227 amino acids. Gene Ontology annotation, molecular function: [heparan sulfate]-glucosamine 3-sulfotransferase activity. NCBI's taxonomy places the organism in Eukaryota, Metazoa, Chordata, Actinopteri, Cypriniformes, Cyprinidae.